Messenger RNA from Trematomus bernacchii (emerald rockcod), 1616 nucleotides. RefSeq names its product gamma-glutamylcyclotransferase a (gene ggcta). The record is from RefSeq and is a predicted model, not a curated record. The transcript has 4 exons. Gene Ontology annotation, molecular function: gamma-glutamylcyclotransferase activity. Lineage: Eukaryota; Metazoa; Chordata; Actinopteri; Perciformes; Nototheniidae. The coding region runs from base 250 to 771 and encodes 173 amino acids.
UUCUGUAUUUUCAAAAACGUUGUGUUAUAGUUAAAAUGGGUAAAAGGCUUUCCGGGUUAAUAAAUAUCUCGUUUCAGUCUAAAUAGCGCCGCUACAGCCCGCUCACAAACCCGUCAGUCAGCAUGACGGCGGCGAGGGGAGCAGUAACCCUGAGGGACAGCGUUUGAAAACCGACGUAAUUUUAACAAAUAUCACGUUUUAACUUAACUUCUGUCUCACCGAGCCGGUGGGAACCAACGGAUAAAAACGAUGUCCGUUAUUAAAACUGGUCGCUUUAUGUAUUUCGCUUUUGGAAGUAAUUUGUUGAAGGAGAGAUUGCAACUGGCCAACCCAACGGCAAUAUUCUGCUCUACCGGGCGACUCAAGGACUAUAAGUUGAAUUUUGGCCUGUACGAGAAAUAUGUGGACAACAUUUGGCACGGUGGAGUGGCCACCAUUGAGUCCUGUCGUGGGGCUGAGGUGUGGGGGGUCAUUUGGACUUUGAGCAACGAAAACCUCCCGAGCCUGGACAAACAGGAAGGGGUGAAUGAAAGCUAUUACUCUCCUCUUGAAGUUUCAGUAGAGACUGACAAAGGACUCCUACUGUGCAGGACUUAUCAGAUGAACAAUUUCCACGCCUGCCCUCCCUCGCCUCAGUACAAACAGGUGGUGUGUUUGGGAGCCGAACAGAACGGACUCCCGGUGGAUUACCUGAAGAGGCUGCAGGCCAUUGAAACCAACAACUACAGCGGCCCCUCCUUACUUGAUCAAAUCACAACAGUCACGAAGUAAAGAUUGAACAUUAACAUUCUUAAAAUUUGGAUCAGUUUACAAAUCUUCAUGUUUGUAGCAGAAUUGAAAACAUGAUAAAUUACAGAAUAUAUUUUAGGUUCCCAAUUUCUCUUACUAGAAGUUUCUGGAGCUUUUGACCUGUAUUUCCCAGUCUUUAUUAUUACCAUAACCAUGUAAAUAAUAAUAUCAUAUAAAUGAAGGAUUAUAAAUUAUGACAUUGCAAAAACUGUGGGAUUUAAUUAACCGACUGUGGACAAAGUUAGUAACUGCACCCUGAGGAUUUUUGUUGAACUAAUAUUUCUAAGGUCAAAACUGAAUCAGAUAUGAAAAUGAAUCAGCACCACAAUGUGUCCAGAAGGUGGUGAUGUAUUCACUCUAUAGUAUCCUUAUCUUUUAUUUCCAGUUGCUGUUUUAAAAACAAUUACUGUAUUUUAUUCAAUCACAAUGGAAGAUAACAUGUACGAAACUGGGGAAAUUGGUUAUAUUUCAAGAUUACUCAGGGUAAUAUUAAACACUGAGUAACAAAACACCCUUGAGACUCUCUCGUCAUCCAUUUUCUGUUAUUCUCCUUUUGAUGAUCAAGGCAUUGAGACGUUUUUAAUGAUAUUCCAGGCCAUUCAUACACAUGUUCAAACUUGUUGAAUUAAACACUGUUAAAUUCAAAAUAUGUUUUAUUAUAAAAUUAAAAUAAAAAACAAUUCUCUGAAUCAUUUACGCAAAAUGAUACCACUUUAUUUGUUACAACACAGUGGUCUUGGACAGAAUGAUAGUUUGUAACUCUCCCAACAUUUUAGAGCCUCUAGGAAUUAUAGAAAAUACACAUGUAGUACAAAAAAAAAAACACC